Molecule: messenger RNA, 4028 nt
Organism: Nycticebus coucang (slow loris)
Lineage: Eukaryota; Metazoa; Chordata; Mammalia; Primates; Lorisidae
Gene: CLIC6
Product: chloride intracellular channel 6
Exons: 6
Coding region: 380-2080 (566 amino acids)
Cellular component (GO): plasma membrane
Molecular function (GO): D3 dopamine receptor binding; D4 dopamine receptor binding; D2 dopamine receptor binding
Source: RefSeq, a predicted model, not a curated record
UCCAAGACUUAUGGUCAACCCUAGGACAGGGGACAGCGGCCGGGCACUUCAAAGCGUGCAGGGCAAAGCCGCGGUUUCCGGCCGCACACUCCAGUCUCGCGGCCCGCGCCGAGGUCCGGGUAGGAAGCAGACGCUCAGUCGGGGAGAGGCUGGAGCGGUGGAGAAAGAGUCUAGAGACUUUACCCGGGGGAAAGGGGCGCAGAGUCUAAGAGUCGAUUGGAUUUGGCACCGCAGCUAAACCUUCGCUUCGGGAGCCCGGGCAGGGCGUCUUCUCCGAGGGGGCUCAGCGGCCACCGGCACCGCAGUCCUCGCCCAGCACCACCGGCCUCCUCGGCAGCGUCAAGGGAGGGCUCCGGGUCAAGGACAGCCGGCUGUGACCAUGGCCGAGACCGCGGAGCCGGAGCGGGGCGCCCCGGGUCCUCAGGGACCGCCCAAGGGCCCAGCGCUUCAGGCCGAGACACCUGGCGAGCCCCGGGCCGUGGGCGCAGAAGUGCAGCUGCGGGAGGCGAGCGAGGGGGCGGGCGCAGCUGCGGCGGCCGCGGCGCAGGAGGAAGGGGACGGCAGGGAGCUGGCGCCUGGGGCGGGCAGUGGCCGGGAGGCCGAGCCGCAGGGUGCCUGGGGAGCGCAGGGCGAGGCGGAGGCCGGGAAGGGAGCCCCGGAGGGAGCCGGGGUCCCGCAGGGCGGAGAACAGGCUAGCGGCACGGAGCAGGUGGAGGAGGCCACUGUCGGGUGUUGUGCGCUGGGCGAGCCCCCGGGGGCGUCUCAGUGGGUGCCCGGGGACCCCGAGGUCCCCGGGGCGCAGGAGGAGGCGGAGUGCAGGCAAGACGCGCCGGAAGGCAGCGCGCCUGGUCCGUCGGGGGACAGCAUGGACGCCGGGGGACCGACGGGAGGGGAGCCCCAUGUCGGGGGUGAGCCCCAGCACGGAGGGGACCGCAGCCCUCCGCUCCAGGCCGAGGUCAUCGAGACCGCAGCCUCCGAGAGAGGGGGGCCCAGCCCGGGGGAGCUUGCAGUGGGUACAGCGGCUGAGGCUGGGCUCUUGGGGACAGAGGGGUCCGAAGAAGCGGCCCCCGGGGACUCGAGGGCAGACGCUGGCGAGGGAUGGGCCGGGGAUGGACCUCGGGAAGAGACGGAGAAGGAAGAGGAGAGGCUAGAGCGGCGUCUGGAGGGGCUGAGCGAGGAAGCCACAGUCGCGGGCGAGGGGAACGCGCCACACCGCAGCCCCGAGGGGGAGGCGGCGGCCGGGCCGCAGGCGGAGCUCAGUAACCACCUGGCUGAGGAGCGCAGCGCGGUGCGAGGCGACGAGUCUGCGCGCGUCAACGGCGGACAGGAGGAUGGAGAGGUGUCCGAGGAGGGGACCCCGGCGCAGGAGCACGACAUCACUCUCUUUGUCAAGGCUGGUUCUGAUGGUGAAAGUAUUGGAAAUUGCCCAUUUUCUCAGCGUCUCUUUAUGAUUCUCUGGCUCAAAGGAGUUAUAUUUAAUGUGACAACAGUGGACUUGAAAAGGAAACCUGCAGACCUGCAGAACCUGGCUCCUGGAACCAACCCUCCUUUUAUGACUUUUGAUGGUGAAGUCAAGACGGAUGUGAACAAGAUCGAGGAGUUCUUAGAGGAGAAAUUAGCUCCCCCGAGGUAUCCUAAGCUUGGGACCCAACACCCUGAAUCUAACUCAGCAGGAAAUGACGUGUUUGCCAAAUUCUCAGCAUUUAUAAAAAACACCAAGAAGGAUGCAAAUGAGAUUUAUGAAAAGAACCUGUUAAGGUCUCUGAAGAAGCUGGAUGACUACCUAAACAGCCCUCUGGAUGAUGAGGUAGAUGCCUACAGCACUGAGGACAUUGCAGUUUCUGGAAGGAAGUUUCUGGAUGGAGAUGAGCUCACUCUGGCUGACUGUAACCUCUUACCCAAACUUCACAUCAUUAAGAUUGUGGCCAAGAAAUACAGAGAUUUUGAAGUUCCCUCUGAAAUGACUGGCAUCUGGAGAUACUUGAACAACGCAUAUGCUAGAGAUGAGUUCACAAACACGUGUCCGGCUGACCAGGAGAUCGAGCAGGCAUAUUUAGAUGUUGCGAGAAGAAUGAAAUGAAGCCGGGUGUUUUCCGUCUGACUUCUCAGUGGAGGGGGAAAGAGUGUUCUGUGCAUUUCCCCCGCAGUGACCAUCCUUUGCAAAAUAACUCCCAAAGUAUGAUCCACUCAGCCCCAAAUGAUGCAUGGCCUUGUCAUUGGUCAACAAUUGAUCUGUGCCGUAGACAUCAUUUCUUAAUUUGUAUCUUUGGCAUUCGCUGGCGUGGGGAUCCAGGAGGGCACGUGUUCUGCAGGUUCAGCUUCAAAGCAAAUUAGAUUUGGGUUCAAAUGCUUCAAGUUUUAAUAAGUUAAUCUGUCUCUGAUAGUUAUCACAUAUAGCCUGUGCUUCUCCUCCAAAAUAUUAGUCGAAUUUUUUCAAAAUGAAACUCAUUUUUUUGUAAUUACAAAAUGAUACAUGCCUGUUUUCAUAUUUUAAAACAGUCUCAGAGAGUGUGAAGAAGGAAGUAGAAAAAAACUCCUAAAAUUUUAUUCCACUUAAUUACUGAUAACUGAUUGGUGAACAUCUCCAAAUCUUCAGUCUGUUGCACACACACAUGCUCACAUGCACACGCACGCACACACAUGCACACACACAUUCACAUUGCGCACAAUUUCAUUCACACAUGGUAUCAUGUUACAGGAUCUUAGAAGACUGGAGAGGGGACUUCUUGGUAAGCCUUGACGAUCAAACCUGGAGGACCUAAACAAACGAGAAGACAGCGCUCUGCAGAUCUAGGGAGGAUGCUUGUGGUUUUAAAGCGGUGGUUUUACAGAGGUGGGGAAUUGUAGAGCCUCAGACCUGCAGGGACGGGCAGGAAGAAGCCCAGAAUGCCCCCACUCUCCCUUGUUAAGGCUUCUGGGAUGCUGCUGAUUCCAGGAAAGGCAAUGGAGGAUUGUGUCUUUGGUUCCAGCUCCUUUCCAGCACCUUCUCUUGCUCCCUCCUUCGUCACAGAGACUCUACCUUCAGGAAGAUUCCACCUCAGCUGCACGUUGGAGAAUCUCCCUGCCCUGUGUUGAAAUGCGAGCCAAGCACAUCCUGAUUCCUUCCAAUGGCUGCUGUCUCUAAGACUCAACUUUGCACUCCAUCAGUAAUGCUAGUAUUAACUUUGCACUCCAUCAGUAAUGCUAGUAUUGUGUGGGGUCAGCCUGGUCAUCAUUGCUUCUCUGACCUUUGUAGGCUCAUUUAGAAACCAGGCAGGGAAAAUCCUGGGAGAUCAAAUUCAUGGUGACUUGUCUUGGGCAGUUCUGGUAACUGGUCCAGUUUGGGAGGAAGUGGAAACUAUUGACUCACAAGUUUCUGGGUUAUCUUUGGCUCCCCUCCCACCUCCCAUCCCUGUAACCAGCCUCUCAUCACAGCUUGGUGUGUGGGCUGGGUGUCUGGGCUGUCUCCCCAGGCAUGGAAGAGAAAUAUGAAGUCGUUUAGAUACUUAUCAAGACCUCACAGGAUUUGAGCCUUAUCUCGCAGACUGUUCCUCUGACAUUCUCACACGUUUCACAAAAACCCAUCUUGUUGAAUUGGUCAUGGUGUGUGUUAGAUGCUAAAAUGCUCAAUCUUCACGUGUACGUCUGCUCUAGGGUGACUCAGUUGAAAGAGAGUAAAAUGCAUUAACAGUAACUAUCCUGAGAUUAAGUGAAUCAUGUCUAGUAAAGGAUACAAAGUCUUUGAUAUUAUGGCCCCUUUCUUUUCUGCUCACCAGCUGCUGUAGCUUUGCUCCAGCAGCUUGCCGUCUUUGCCAGCCACUCGUUUUUUGGAUGUCCUGGCUAGCAUGUGUCACUUUAGUCCCCGUUGUGUCACAUCUGUUUAGGAGUCAGAUUUUUAACUUGAGUUUUCAAUGUUAACAUUUAAACUUAGUAAAUGAGCAGACUACCAGAUUUUCCUAGUGCUCACUUUGUAUUUUUAGAUAUUAAAAUGAUUACAUAAACUCUGUUUGCCUUAAAAAUUAAACAAAUUAUAAAGAUUUUAAAAUGGA